AUGGCCCGUGACUUCACCAUCCCAAUCUCGGGUCUUCAGGUAUUAAUGCAGGAUGCCGAUGAGAAGUUCGAGACACGCCAGUAUAAGAAGAGAAAGUCACAUCCCAAGUCCAGAGGUGGUUGUGGCAGCUGCAAGUUGAAAAGAGUCAAGAACCUGUCCAAGACUGCCUCCCCGGCCACGAUAGACCUAAAACAGUGUGAUGAGACCAAGCCAGCAUGUAAACGCUGCCUACGAACUGGUACAAAAUGCAUCUACAGGGACAUCAAUGACAACUCCUCCAAGUCCAUGGAAAACCAGAAACAAGAUACUAGUCGAUUCCCAUUACAUGCUCAUGGGGAAUUGAUACAACAAAUGGCACUGCCGAUUGUGACACUAGAACCUCAAGCAGACCAGCCUGCCUCGCCCUUUGGGACGCCCAGGUUCACUCUUCUCCGCCAUUUUUACCUCGUCUUCGGGCAGCUAGACAUGUUCGACGGAGUGGCAACAGACCCGGUCGUCUCUCUCGCCCUGUCUCGACCGCACCUGAUGAACGCCAUGCUCGCCGUGUCCGCAUCCCAUCUCCGCUGCCAUGCCACCACGCCUGCCCCCUCACAUCGUAUUGCUGAGCACUACCAGCAGUCCCUCGCCGUACGGGGGUUCCAGACCGCCCUGGAGGAGUCCUGGGACCCUCUCGGCGCGGACGCCCUGCUCCUGACAUCCAUGCUCCUCAAUCUCCUCACCUUCUCCAUCGUCGAGGACGACGACCCGUGGAAGUCGUGGGUGUUCAGCGACGACCCGAAUCGUCUAGGCUGGCUCGGCCUCCACCUGGGCAUGAAGCCUCUGCUGAUUUCAACGGCAGCCUACCGGAAGGAAGGCACCAUGCUACAGUGGAUGUUUGACGCGUCCGACGACGACAAGCGAACAUUCAACGGGACGCCGCGGCCACUGAGCCGUGUCCCUCAGGCGUGGAUGGAGCUCUGCGGGGUCUCUCCGGGCCAAGUACACUGUCUAGAUCCUGAUCACGUCUUCUAUGAGCCUGUCAGGAUCCUAGGGGAGCUCAAAGACAUGGAACCGCGGCACGAGCUCAUGUUCAUCUACGUUUCUUUCGUCGGUAAGCUAGGCAACGAGUUUCGCCGGCUCCUGGAAUCGGGGGACACGGCGGCAAUGUGGCUUUUCGGAUACUGGCUCGGCCUCGUGGCCCGCUUCAAUUUCUGGUGGUGCAACAACCGGGUUCGGCGGGAUCACCGGGCCAUUUGCAUCUGGUUUGAGCUUCGGGGUUUCGCGAAGCGUGCGGGAGCUGAAGGCGAGAUGUGGCGAGAACUACUCUUUGACCUGGAGAAUGCACCGGUCUGGCCUUCCCCAAGAAGAUCGAAAAGCCGUAUCGGAAUGGUCGAUGCGCCUAGUGAGAUCGGCAAUGUGUGUGUGGAAGUAUGA
This is a messenger RNA of Clonostachys solani, 1413 nucleotides long. NCBI's taxonomy places the organism in Eukaryota, Fungi, Ascomycota, Sordariomycetes, Hypocreales, Bionectriaceae. The record is from the annotation of a GenBank genome assembly.